This is a messenger RNA of Carcharodon carcharias (great white shark), 1229 nucleotides long. Its product is annotated as fatty acid-binding protein, liver-like. Gene Ontology annotation, cellular component: nucleus; cytosol. Lineage: Eukaryota; Metazoa; Chordata; Chondrichthyes; Lamniformes; Lamnidae. The record is from RefSeq and is a predicted model, not a curated record. Gene Ontology annotation, molecular function: fatty acid binding. The transcript is spliced from 4 exons. The coding region runs from base 122 to 523 and encodes 133 amino acids. Gene Ontology annotation, biological process: fatty acid transport.
GCUUAAAAGCGGACGAGCUCAGAGCGUGGGCGCAGAAAGGUUUAGGAGCGUACCCUGAGUAGAUUAUAAUAUUGUAUUUAAUCUUGGGUUGUGAGAGGGUCGGCACACAUACACAGACAAAAUGGUCGAAGCAUUUGUGGGCGUUUGGGGCUUACAGGCAAGCGAAAAUUUUGAUGAAUACAUGAAGCAUCUGGAAGUGGGUCUGGUACAACGGAAUAUGGCUAAAACACUCAAACCCAACACUAUAAUUUCUACGGAUGGCGACACAAUCAUUCUAGAAACCAAGAGUUCAUUUAAAAGCACAAAGAUCCAAUUCAAGCUAGGGGAGGAAUUUGAUGAGAACACUGCAGACGAUAGAAAAACCAAGACCACCGUGACAUUGGACAAUGGCAAACUGAUCCAAAUACAACGGUGGGAUGGAAAAGAGACAACCCUGGUUAGAGAAUUGAAGGAUGGUGACCUAAUAUUGACCUGCACCAUGGGAGAUGUGGUGUGCACCAGAACCUAUCGGAAAGUAAAGUGAUGAUCUGAAACAAGGAGGAUGGGCUCGGUUCAAAAACCUCAUUCUUUUUGCAGCUUUUCUACUGGACUUUCUCCUCAGUAUUUUGCAUAAUUAGGACUGUUCUUUUUCAUGUAACUUUUGGUAUUUUGGUAACAUUUCAUGGUAUUUGCAUGACAAGACAAAUUUCAGGAGUUAUAGGUUCAACAAAAAUAGUGCUGGUUUGCCAUUAUACUAAUUUAUGAUUAACUUGAGCUCUUUUGUAAAAAAAAAAAUGUUUAUUCCUGAAUAUUACCUAAAUAACAAAUAUGGACAGACUUAUAGUCUAGAAAGAAAAUUGCAGACAUUAAUACUUUCUCAACUUAUUCAGUGCUUCCCAAGAUGUGUAAUAUGUAAUAUAAACAGAAAUUUUGCUUAAACAAAGGAAAAGUGAGACAGAACAAAUCUUCAAGUAUUCACUUGGUGUUAAUUAUCAAUUACCUUGUAUAGUAAGAUUUAUGCUUGUAAUAUUACAACUAUAAAUUGCUUACUCUACUCAAGUUAUAUUACCACUGUGCUGUCUGAAAUCUUGCUGCUGUGUAAAAUUGCUGGCAUGGACUUUGAUUUAUUUUUCAGUGUUAUGGGACCCUUCCAGAUCUGCAAGCCUGUGGAAAAAGAACAGCCCUAUGUACAACCAAAGUGCAAAAAUUGUCAAAUUUGUGCAGCUUUAAUAAAAUUGUGUACUACACAA